This is a messenger RNA of Diplodia corticola, 957 nucleotides long. RefSeq names its product glycosyltransferase family 34 protein. Gene Ontology annotation, cellular component: mannan polymerase complex; Golgi membrane. Gene Ontology annotation, biological process: protein N-linked glycosylation. Gene Ontology annotation, molecular function: alpha-1,6-mannosyltransferase activity. The record is from RefSeq and is a predicted model, not a curated record. Bases 1 to 957 code for a protein of 318 amino acids. Lineage: Eukaryota; Fungi; Ascomycota; Dothideomycetes; Botryosphaeriales; Botryosphaeriaceae. The transcript is spliced from 3 exons.
AUGCAUUUCGCCUUUCCUCCGCGCAAGACCUCGCGCCCGCCGCCCUACGUCGCCGCCGCCAAUGCCCGCUCCCAGACUUCCUUUCUCACCCGUCGCAUGGCUCGACAACUUGCCAUCUACGCCUUGAUCGCCCUGGGCUUUCUCUACUUGGUCAAGAAUUGCUUCUCCACCGCGCCAGCUGCGGACUUCAUUCCUGCCGGCACUCCGCCCGUCGUGGUGGUGACUACCUUCGAUGCGAACCUGCCCGAAUCGUUCAAGGAAAGGCUCAGAGCUAACCGGGAGACAUACGCCGCCAGGCAUGGUUACGCCACCUUCUUCGCCAACGCGUCCGACUACAACAUUGGCACUAACCCGCCUAGCUGGGCCAAGGUUCCCUCGAUGCGCCACGCCAUGACCGCUUUUCCUCACAGCACAUACUUCUUCUACCUCGAUAUCAACAGUCUCGUUGUGAACCAAGACCUCUCCAUUGAGGAUCACAUCAUGCAAAAGACCCGCCUCGAGAGCCUCAUGAUUGUCGGCCUCCCGGUCGUUCCUCCGGACAGCGUCAUCAAGACGUUCGCGCACAUUUCUGGGGAUAACAUUGAUCUGGUCUUGACCCAAGAUACCGACAACCUAUGCCAGAAUAGCUUCAUUCUCCGGCGAGGGGACUGGGCUAAGUUUUUCCUGGAUUCGUGGUUUGAUCCGCUGUACCGAUCAUACAAUUUCCAGCGGGCCGAGGGCCACGCGUUGGAGCACAUCGUCCAGUGGCACGGCACCAUCCUUGCCAAGCUUGCUCUUGUUCCCCAACGCAUCAUGAAUGCCUACACCCGAGCCGAGGAGGGCACCAAGGAAGGGAUGUACCAGGAAGGCGAUUUCAUUGUUGCCUUCCCCGAUUGUAUUGACGAUAAGAAGAACACAUGUGAGGACGAUAUGGCGGCCUGGUGGAACAAGUCACAGGAGAGUUCGGACUCGUCUUGA